This is a messenger RNA of Pelmatolapia mariae (spotted tilapia), 589 nucleotides long. Its product is annotated as protein PIGBOS1. Lineage: Eukaryota; Metazoa; Chordata; Actinopteri; Cichliformes; Cichlidae. The coding region runs from base 300 to 458 and encodes 52 amino acids. The transcript is spliced from 2 exons. The record is from RefSeq and is a predicted model, not a curated record.
UUUCGGUGUGUUGUGGUGUUUUUGUUUUGUUUUUGUUUGUUUUCCCUUCCCCCGUGUGAGCAAGCAGCAGGUAACUGUACCCUCCUGUAGGUGGCGCAGUGCAGCUUUUGGAGGUCAAAGUUCAGCGUAGAAGAAGAAUGUCAUCCUGCUGUAACUGACUGUCCUGCUUGUUCUUUCUUCUGUUUUUGUCUCCUCGGGUUUUUAUCUUUGUGCGUCUGCUCCGCAGUUACAAACACAUCGAUCACAAGGCUUCCUCGGUUCACUAUUGGGAAUCCUAAUUUUUAACAGAAUAAUAAAUCAUGUUUCGAAGAAGACUGCCUUUCACACAGUUAGCCUUUGCCACAAUGCUCGGAGUUGCCGGUGGAAUUUACAUCUACAGACCUUAUUUCGAGACCGUGCCAAAGACAUCAGGACAGCAGAUCCAGGACAAGCCAAAGAAAGAGAAUGAAAGGGACUGAAGGAGUUCGAGAAAGUGGGAGGCUGCUGGACUGGAGGCCAAACAAAAAGACAAGAUCACCAUGGAUGAAGUCAUACUGAUUCCUACUGUUUGUGAUUUUUAAAUGUACAGAAUAAAUAUUUAAUAAUUUCA